CCGCUGUCCAAUCACCACUCUGAAGCCGAUAUCUAAUUGGUGCACCGCAUAAUGCGAGCAAAGCGAUGUGCAGCAUGGAGGCUGAGCUACUUUGGCGCCUGACCUCGUAGAGCUAACUCAUCUUAAGAACACCGCAAAAAACGCACGACCCUUCCUGAACAGAACAUAUUCCAUGAGAUAGCUAUGGCAUGUUCGCCAGUAUGGGAACUGCCACCGAACCCGAGACCACAGCUGGAAAGCUGGCUGAAAAGACAUCUCCCACCCAAUCAGAUCCCAUCAUCAAAGUCGACAUAACACGCAUGCCAACUGAAGAUACUGAGAAGAGUACGGCAAACGAAAGCAGAACGGUGCUGCACAUCUACUUUGAGCGCGACUGUGGUCACAUAUCGAUUACACCCACGCUCUCGCUUUCUCAAGAGCGACGCUGGGGUCCUAAGCCGAAAGAACAAAAGACGCGUCGUGUCGCUAAGAAGGCUGCAAAGAAGCUGCGUGAAGCCAGUCGAAUCCCUUUGUUGCCCAUCGGGGUCAAUGAAACUUGCGUGCUUCCCACAUUACCACUCUCAGGCCCAGCAGACAAGGAUUCGUAUUUCAUGCACACGUCUUAUCUCUCCUUCCACCUUCCCCCUUCAGUACUUUAUGUUGGCAGUGAUAGGUAUGCACCGAGCAAGCCUGUGGCGCUGGUGCAUGCAGGUUGUUUCUGGCGCUCAUACAGGAUCCAACUGGGUCCCUCUCUCGCAUUCCCCGGCGUCAUCGAUCCGCGUGGCGUCGUGAGCUGGCGCCACAACGGUGGCUCGAAGCGCGCUCUCCAAGACGAUGAGCGCAACGGUGAUGGUACAUUGCUGAGAGGCUACAAAGUCCGCGGUUGGCGACUCUGGGGCGAGACGGGCAAGUCCUAUGUUCACACUCUCCGCGACAAACGCACAGCUGGAGAUAUUUUCGAUGAUCCAGAUGUUGAUGACAAGUCUGGUGGCAAAGUCGAGAUAUUACGUGCCGAUGAAGCUGUGAAGCUCAGCUGGACCCGACCUCUCUCGCGCUCUACCCGAGUGUACACAUUUCAUUUUCGCAGCAUUGAGUUUCAAUGGAGAGGUACAAGUACGGUGAGCGAGGGGCGCAGAUGCGGAUGGAUGCUCAGAUUCUGCCAUCUCAAACUCAUUGCGAAAGGCAGGAAUGACAGAGGCACAAAAGAAGUCUGUCUGGCGAGAUACACGUCCUCGAUCGCAGCCGAGAAGAGUGGAACGCUUGAGGUUUUUGAUUGUGUGGUGUUGAGAUUCGUGGAGGAGCACAUGCCGAGUCUGCUCGGGAGUAACCUGACGGGUGCGGGGAACAAUGAUGAGCAUGAAGAAGACAAAAUUGCAGAUUUGAAGAAGGGUAUUAUGUACCAGCUUAUCGUUGCGACGGUUCUAUGCAUGGCGAGAGCGGAGAAGGAGAAAAGGCAUACCCUGAUUGAUCUCGUCAUUGGUAUUCUGGAGAGUGGUGGUAACGGCGGAGGGUGAAUUGUCUGCUUACGAGCGUGGUCAGGUUACAUGGCGAAGGAUUAUGAGACAACUAUAGGCAACUGUUUUUGGUCAAUGAGAGA
This is a messenger RNA of Boeremia exigua, 1576 nucleotides long. RefSeq lists its product as uncharacterized. The transcript has a single exon. The coding region runs from base 189 to 1493 and encodes 434 amino acids. NCBI's taxonomy places the organism in Eukaryota, Fungi, Ascomycota, Dothideomycetes, Pleosporales, Didymellaceae. The record is from RefSeq and is a predicted model, not a curated record.